Molecule: messenger RNA, 4609 nt
Organism: Aplysia californica (California sea hare)
Lineage: Eukaryota; Metazoa; Mollusca; Gastropoda; Aplysiida; Aplysiidae
Product: ribonuclease Oy
Exons: 12
Coding region: 260-1117 (285 amino acids)
Biological process (GO): RNA catabolic process
Cellular component (GO): extracellular region
Molecular function (GO): ribonuclease T2 activity; RNA binding
Source: RefSeq, a predicted model, not a curated record
GUCGUUCGUUCUUGACCAAUGCACUGAGCAUUUUCGGUCUUAUCAUCACUAAUCACUAUUAUCAGCCAAUGGGCUCAACUUCCUGGUCAGCAAGGGGCACUACUCUAAGCCCUAACCUUAUAAAUACUAGGCCUAGGGCCUACUGGUUACUUGUUGAAUGAUAGGCCUACCUAACUGAACUGAAAGUAAACAUUUGCCACAUUUGCCGCAUCGGCUUGUUGAUACUGAGACGACACACUGAUUCUAUCAAGUUCUCACUAUGGAUGGAAAACUCUUUCUUCUUCUUCUGUGUGCCUGUGAAUGCGCUGCAUAUCUGAAAGAAAACAGACACAAGAACGAGUCCUUUGACUAUCUUGUACUUGCCCAGUUCUGGCCAGCAACAUCAUGUUACAUUUACUUUGGAAAAGAACAUUGCAGCGGCAUUCCAAAGGCUGUGACUGGAUGGACCAUCCAUGGCCUGUGGCCAUCAUCAGAAGGGGAACCUCCUCAGUUUUGCAACACUUCUGCCAAGUUUGAGUUCAACAAGAUAAAAGGCUUGUCAACUCAACUGAAUACGCAGUGGCCUUAUUACAACACAAGUGGUGAUACAACUUUUUUAUGGGCUCAUGAAUGGGAAAAACAUGGAACCUGUGCCACAAGUGUACCGGCUUUGAAUGGAGAAUUUAACUACUUCAACUCCACUCUUACGCUGCAGAAACCACUCAACAUAUCUGGGAUUCUGGCAAAGCAUGGCAUCCUGCCUUCAUUGAAAGUCAAGCAUAGGCCUCAAGAGUUCUUUGAUGCGAUCAAAGCUGAGCUGGGUACCAUUCCAAACAUAUGCUGUGUGUACGAUGAAGCGAGUAAACAGCACUACAUAGAGCAGGUUUACCUCUGCUACUCAAAGUCUUUCCAGCUUCAGGACUGCCCAUAUGUCAACAGUCGCAGGGGCUUAAACAGGAGAGCGAAGAGGGAGAUGGUACAGAAACAUCAUCCCCAUCAUCAGAGCUACUUUGAUGACUGCCCGGCACAAAAAUCGAAGGGUGUUUUUUUUCUCCCCUUCAGACCUCCUAGCAUGGAGCAGAAGGAGACAGUCCUGUAUUAUCAUUCUGAAUUCAAAGAGGUUAUCAGUUGGCAUUGAGAAGUUUAUCCUGAUGCAAAUGUGCCGAGUUUGAGAGAGUAAAGUGGGGCUCUCGUGGCUUAGUGCUAACGAUGCAGACGUAGUGCUUGUAUGACACAAUGCGGUUCUUGUAUGUACUCAAAGACGACAUUCGGAGUCCUUUGGAACAAUGUUCAUAUAUGUGUAUGUAAUGAUUAUUAAGAGUUUUGUCCUCCUGAAUGAUAUUUUUUGGUGUAUUACAAAUUCAUCGAGUCAUUUCUCCACGGCACAGUAAGAUUCUCUUAUUAUGAAGUCCAUGUUAUCUGAGAAAGGAAACAUUGUGUGUUUCAAAAUCUCAUCAUUCCAUAAUGAAUAACACGGAAAGUUAUUGAAAUACUGUUCCUACCAAAGAAUACACUGGGGCAUGCAUUUAAAGAGUUUUACAUAUAUUAUAGUGUGUGCAUGCAUUUAAACAGUUUUACAUAUUGUGUUGUUGUGACUGAAGGAACAUAGUAUUUAACUGACUGUUAGAGAUGUACUUCUUCCUCCGAGACCUAACGUUGAUAACACACUCUAUGGAACAUUACAGCAACUGCAGCAAACUUGCACUGAUCAUUACUUGGCAUUGGAUAGAAGAGCGAGAGCCCAGCUGUUGCUGGAUCAAUGACAACAAAAACAAUAGGACACUGACUGUUAAUGAUUUACUUUCAAAACUAUUCAAAUUAGCCACCCAUUGUCGAGGAGAAAAAGGGUUUGUCUUAGACAGGUGAACAUCGUGAACCGCGUCAUUAUAAUAUUUUAAAAAACCCCGAAUGGUGGGAAGUGGUCAUUUAUACAGUUGCUUGCCUUGGACAGAUGUCCGUUGGAACAAGUUUGACUGUUAGGAUGAUAAAACUCUGUACAGUGUAGUGCCAUUCUGUGCUGGAAGAACUACUGAUUAAGUAGAAUUUAGUGUAUUUACAGGGUGAUCCCAAAAAAAAAUAAACAACAUUUUUUCUAAAUAUCUCGCACAAAUGUUGUUCUAGAAAGAUGAAAUUUGGAACAGAAAAACUUCAUUCAAAAGAAAUUUGUUUGACAUAAAAUUCAGACAGAAGAAACUUGUUUUCAGAACAGAAAAUACAUAAAGACAAAAACAACCAUAAAAGGCAAAAUACGCCAAUUUAAAAAGGAGACACUCUCGCAAAGAAAGUCAUGAGAUGAUUGCCGAUUGAUUUGAUUUUUGUCUUCUUUUUCUCUAUAACAUAUAAUUGUUCAAACUUUGUGACAUUAAACAAUAUUGAACAUCUCUUAGGGAGGUAAAGAACUAACAUUUUUGUUCUGGAAUUUCUAAAACAAAUGCUCCACCUGUCCUCCUUUGGAUUCCAGACAUAUUUUAACGUGUCGUUUGAAAUCCUCGAUGACGGCCAAACACAGUUCCCGUGGAAUGUUUCUCAUUCAUCAUGGAUUGCUUGUUUCAUAAUUUCAAUGUUUUCAAACUGGUUUUGAAAUGUCCUGUCCUUCAGAUAGCCCCACAAGAAAAAGUCUAAAGGAUUCAGGUCAGGAAAAUGCGGAGCCCAAAUGUGUUCACUUCUGCGACUGAUCACAUUAUCUCCAAAGUGUUCAGCUAGCCAUAUCAUUGAUCUGACAGAAAGGUAUGGAUUGGCCCCAUCUUGCUUGAACCACUGGCCUUGGCGAUCCAAGUGACGGGGUCUCCCCAGAUCCAUCCAGAAUUUCUUCAGCAACUCGAUAUAUCGGUCUGCGUUCACAGUUGCAACAUGUUCGUCUGUGUCUUCAAAAAAAGGACCCACAAAACCAUGAGUGCUUAAAGUGGCUUCGGGAGAGAGUAGGGAGGUGGGUGGGAUGCCCAAUAGACAGCAUUUUGGUGUUUACAUAUCAUGAAAGUUGAAAAUGCGCUUCAUCACUGAACCAGAUGUCAUCUAAGAAACUCUCACGUUCUCCAAGGCGGUCGAGCAACCACCGACACAUUGCCCCCUUCUGUCCCCAGUCAGUCUGGCAAAGCGUUUGCCUAACAUGAAUAUGGUAUGGGCGUAAGUUAAGGUCUACUAUAAGAAUACGGACUGUCGAUGUGUAUGAAAGUCCUAGCUGCAGGCAUCGUCUGCGGACAGAUGUCUCAUUAGAUUCAGUGACUGAGUUCUGCACCCUGACGAUGUUUAGAGGGGUUCGAAUGGUGCGCCUUUGACCUGAAGUGGUCGCUUUUUCUGGAGAUUUUUUGUUUUGAUCUUCUAUACACCCAAACUGACGAAAACUUUUUUACCCAUACAUCAAAGAAGGCCUUGAUGGCACUUUAGCAUUCUUCCCGUACCUUGUGCGGAACUUACGAAAUGUCAGGGAUGGUGAUUUUGUGGAGAGGUAAUGUUCAAUACAAAAUGCUUUCUGCUCCUUAUUAAACUGAACCAUGAUUUGGAUGAACAAAAGGAACUUGAAAAAUAAUAAUGUCUGCAAACUUCCGUAGGCCUGUACUGUUAGACUGCUGUAGCUUGCAAUAUGACGCAAUUGUUGCGACAUUUUGAGGUAAUGCGUACUGGUGGGCGUACUGUAAUAAAAGGGGCCAAAAGCAAAAAAUGGGUUGUUUUUUUUAUUUCGCAUUAUACUCCAGAAUUAUGUAGUGGAAUCAUCUAAAAUGAAUAUCAGUCAAAUUCCUUUUGAAUUAAGGAAUAUUGUGUUCAAAUGUGAAGACGAAAGCUUCGGUGUGGAGGAAAAUAUUUACGAAAAAAGUUGAAAACGUGUUGUUUUUUUUUAUCACCCUUUAUCUUGUGACGUGGAGUAUUGAAGUGCCUUAGAGAGUUUUCUUUGACCUUGCCUUUAUGUGGCUGCUGUACUGAGGUAGAGGUUCAUGUGUCUGCCGGAUCUGUUAAUACUGACAGCAGUAUUUAUGAAUGUGGGCCUGGUUGUUUUUAGUGUAAUUAAAGGGGUUGAUUUACCUUUUUAUAAUGGUUCUUUUCUAUGUGACAACUUUGUCUUAUAUAUAUAUACAUGUAUCAUACCUGGCUUGAAGAAUUUCUUUGCUCACCUAGUUUAUGCUUGCUCUUGAUCUAUGCUAACUACAUUUUGCAAUUGUGACACACAAAUGUAUGUGUAGUGACCAGAUUUUUAAAAAGAUUUUUUUAAAGAUGCGCAAAAUACGUCCUCCAGGCUUUUAAAAGUGAAAUUAUUAUAUUUUAUUCUGUUUUUGUCUUUUAUUUGCGUGAGUAGGCCUACAUCGCUAGUAAGUUCAUUUAAAUGUGUCAGUACUGUAAUCACAAUAGAUCUAUACUGUCUGCUGGGUCAAAUUUUUUCCCAGCAUCAUUUUUUUUUUUACAGCCACAAGUAUUAUCUACAUUUUUCUUUUAUGGAAAACUUGCAUAAUGUGCAUGUAAGUGGUAAGCUAUUUAAAAAAAUAUUUAAAGUGGAAAUGACAUAAUGCUACAAAGUUUAGUUUUUAUUUUAUCAUUUUUAGACCCAACUUGUGAACGGUACUUAUUCAAGUUAUUGCCUGUUAUUAUUUAGACAUGUGUUGCAUUUGCCUUGUCCUGAAUAAACAUUUCAUUCCUUAAA